Messenger RNA from Megalobrama amblycephala (Wuchang bream), 2102 nucleotides. RefSeq lists its product as uncharacterized. Lineage: Eukaryota; Metazoa; Chordata; Actinopteri; Cypriniformes; Xenocyprididae. The record is from RefSeq and is a predicted model, not a curated record. The transcript has 2 exons. Gene Ontology annotation, molecular function: nucleic acid binding; zinc ion binding. Bases 1 to 1887 code for a protein of 628 amino acids.
AUGGAGUCGGUGUCCAGCAGCGAGGCCCCGUUCCAGCUACACCUGCUCCUCCCUAUUACGGCGGCGACAAACGCCGACACCUCCUCCGACCCUCCUAAUUGGAGUCUAUCCAUCCCCCGGCAAGCUCUUCUAGCACCACAAACCUCAUGUGUCCAAGGUGGCAGACUCUGCUCAAUCCAUAUAGAUUUUUGCCACAGUGGCGAGGGCUCUUUGACAGCACGUUCCUCCUUCCUCCUGGGUUUCAGCACCAGUGUAACAAAGUUAAAGGCUCCUCUAUUCCUUCCGGAGCUCCUCAGUGGGACUCGCUCAUUGACGCUCAUGCCACUCGCCUUGCUCCAUUCCCACGGCUCUCGGCCCCAUAUUGCUCAUCGCAACAGGUUAUUUCCAUUAAAAGCUAAUGGAUCUUCUAGUCCAUUAGAUGAUGAACAGUCUCAUGAGAAUGGACAUUGGGUCUUGCCGGACAUUAAAAGGGCUUAUGGAAAGAUUCAGCGCUCAAGAGCAAACACAAACAGAGAUGGCUUGUCUGUAAUUUUGGUCAAACAAAUUCAACAGCAUCUACAGAAGUGUGAGACUGACAAAUUACUACGUGAGAACAAAGCAGAGAAAGCAAAGGUUCGAGCACUGGCUGAACAAUUGCAGAAUGAAAAGGAAGACAAAGAAAGACUACUAAAUGAGAAGGCUAAGUUGUUAAAUUUGCUUUCCAAACGAUUGGAAUCAAAAGACUUUUCUGGAAAAAAGAGUCAUUCCAUAAGAUCUAGCAGCAAAGCAGAACAAGAGUUUCUCUAUCCAUUCAGUGAUCUCCAGAAGAAUGAGGAUCAACAAGACCUUUAUCUGCUUGGAGAAAGUGACAGCAGUUCCACAGUGAACUCUGACAGCGAUGUAAACACACAUGAUGAUAUCAUAAAGGACAACUUGAAGGUUAGGCUUGCUCCUGUAAUUGUCAAAAACAGAAGGACUGAAGUUGAAAUUGACAAUGAGGAGGAGUAUGAGGAAAAUGGUGAACGACAAACUCGAACUGUCACAAAAGUGGUAAAGAAAUCUGUUCCACACAGAACAUACCAGCCAGCUACUCCAGAGCAAGUUGACAAAUGGUCAAAAGAUUUGCCAGAUGUGUACAAACAACCACGGAAAGCUUGGCAAUUUCUUCAGCGUUUGCAGAAAAUCUACAAUUUGCACCCACUAGAUGGAGUGAUGAUUGUUAAUGUGAACUUAAGGGACAAUGACCAAAAGAGAUUAACAGAAAGUGUUGAAAGAUGGACUGGUGAGUCUCAAGCGAACAUUGAGGUUGGAUGGGAAGCUGUACGAACAUUCUUGUUUGAACUGAAACCUGCAGAGGUUAAUUGGGCUAAAAUUACCUCAUGCAUGCAGAAGACAAGAGAAAGUGUUGCUGAGUAUGAAGAACGCUUCAUACAAAUUUGGUUGGAAUAUGCUGGUGUGAACAACAAUGAAGAUCUAAGUAAAGAUACCAGCAUGCCUCUUAAAACCGCAUUUGUAAAUGGACUGAAACCUGAGAUUUCUAAAGCCCUUAAAAUCAGGUAUGAUGACUGGGACAGCAUUGGAACAGCAUUUAUGCAGAUUGUUGAAUGGUCAGCAAAGAUUGAAAGAACACAGGAAGUCAAUCUCAGAGCUUUGCAAACCAAAACCUUGUCAUUCAACAACAGGACAACGGGGUAUGAAGAACAUGAAUAUGUGAGAUACCCAAAAGCAAAAAGUCAAGGAAGAUGCAGGUACUGCAACGAAGAAGGACACUGGGUUCGUGAUUGCAAGUUGAUUUUAACACAUCAAAGUGAUGAUGAUGAUGAUGACAACUUGUUGAAGAGGUUUCAGCUGCUGACAGACAAGCAAAAGCAGACUCUGCUGAAAGCUUUUGAGCCGCAGGAAAACUGAAGAACCUCUCUCUGCAGCACCAACUAGUGACAUCUCAUCCAACAACUGAUGUACUCCAUGUGUAUGUAAAUAAGACAAAUGAAGACCCCAUCCCAAAGGUGAAAGCAUACACAGAAGUUUCAACAACUGAAGCCAAAGAUGAUGUCCUAGUAGACGGUGCUGCUAAACAAGCCGUAAAGGAGAGAGGUGCACAUACAGCGGCAUUAAGACAACUU